Molecule: messenger RNA, 4265 nt
Organism: Sipha flava (yellow sugarcane aphid)
Lineage: Eukaryota; Metazoa; Arthropoda; Insecta; Hemiptera; Aphididae
Product: C2 domain-containing protein 5
Exons: 17
Coding region: 201-4265 (1354 amino acids)
Biological process (GO): positive regulation of D-glucose transmembrane transport; positive regulation of protein targeting to membrane; protein localization to plasma membrane
Cellular component (GO): plasma membrane
Molecular function (GO): calcium ion binding; calcium-dependent phospholipid binding
Source: RefSeq, a predicted model, not a curated record
UCAACCGGUUCAAUUUUGUAUUUUUAGUUCAAACUACGUUCAUACAUAGCUACGUUUCUUAUUAAUUACUACAAACUGUUGACAUUUUCAAUGUAAUGUGCUGUUAAUCUGAUGUAAUUACUUGUUCAAUAUUUUAAAACUUAUUUAUAUUGAUAAAUGACCUUAAUUAUAUGUAAUAUGUUAUAACUAGAACUUAAAAGAUGCCGGGAAAAGUUAAAGUACGUGUAUUGGCUGGUCGAAAUUUGCCAGUCAUGGACCGAUCUAGUGAUACAACUGAUGCUUAUGUUGAAGUGAAACUCGGAAGUACAACAUACAAGACCGAUGUUUGUAGAAAAUCAUUAAAUCCUCAGUGGAAUUCUGAUUGGUAUAAAUUUGAAUUGGAUGAUACAGAACUUCAAGAUGAACCUCUUCAAAUUAGAAUUAUGGAUCAUGAUACAUACUCAGCCAAUGAUGCAAUUGGAAAAGUAUACUUUAAUUUAAAUCCAUUACUAUUACCACAGCCAACAGUUGUACAAUUAUCAGGUCAACAAACUGAUACUUUGAUUUCGAAUCAGAGUCAAACUACAGGGGGAUCCGUGGUGUCUGGAUGGUUUCCCGUUUUUGAUACAAUGCAUGGAAUUCGAGGUGAAGUACAUAUCAUUAUAAAAGUAGAACUAUUCUCAGAUUUUAAUAGAUUUCGUCAGUCUUCAUGUGGAAUUCAGUUUUUUUAUUCUGGGGCAGGAAUAACAGCACAUACAGAAUGGGUGCAUGGUUUUGUAGAAGAGUUAGUAGUUGAAGAUGAUCCAGAAUAUCAAUGGUUGGAUAAAAUACGUACUCCUCGUGCUACUAAUGAGGCACGUCAAACCAUAUUCUUAAAACUUUCUAAUGAAGUACAAAGACGUAUUGGUUUGAAAGUUUUAGAGCUUGGAGCUAAUGCAGUUAUUGGAUAUAACCAAUAUUUUGAUUUGGAAGGUGAAUCUGGCAUUGUUGUUCGUGGAAUUGGAACCGCUGUUACAUUAGUGCGACAUUUAACAUUACCAUCAGUAAAUUUAAAUUUACAGCCAACAAUCGAUGAUUUGGAUUUUUCUAACUCAUUUAUACAAACUAAUGAUAUUAACCAUACUAUUUCAAUUAUUAAUAAAAAUAAAAAAUCUUAUUCUAUCCGUAAAAUGUCUCCACACCUUCUAAAAUCAAAUACUGUAGAUUUUGCUGAAUUAUCCAGUAUGAAAAGUUUGUUCGAUCAAGAAGAUAUGCGUACAUCAAAAUUAAAAAGACAAAAUCGAUUUUUAAAGGCUAUUACUUUUCAAAAUUCUUAUCAAAAAUAUAAAAAAAAACAAAUGUACUCUGCCUCAAUUGAAUCUGCUAGUUCAUCAUCUGAUCAUGAUAGAAAUUAUAAUACAUGCAAUUCAGCUUUAGCAUUCUUGGCCCAAGCUACUUUGGACUUCAAUUCAUCAUUUGAUUUACAUUCAGAGUCUGAAGAAAUACAGCCUUACCAUUCUAGAAGACAGCUAUUAAGACAACCUAGUGUUGAUACAAAUUGCUCAAAAUUAUCAUUAGAAUAUUUGUUUAACCAUGAUGAUCGGGAGUUAAAAAAUAAGGAAAAAGGUAUACCUAGUUUAAAUUUACCGUCCUCGAGUUCAUUAAAUUCAGCUUCUGAUUCAACAGGAGAUUCAGAUGUGGCUUUUGGGUUUGAGGUAUCAAAACUUAAUGUAAGGAAUUUAUCUCCUUGUGUAUCUGAUAAUCCAACAUAUUAUUCAGACUCCUCAGACUCUGUAGAUUCAGAUUCAAUUGAUAUUGUAAGCACAAAUUCAGAAUCUUUUUAUCAAGAGCCAUAUACUCCUCCAUUAUCAAGAAUAGUAUCUACAGACAGACCCAUUACACCUCCAAUUUCUAAAAUUGUUUACUUAAGUAACAUUAAACCAAGUUUUCACAGUCUAACAGAUAUAUGUAUGUCGAGAAGUGUGUCACCUUAUAACUCUAGUAGUUUUAGUAAUUCACAGAGUACAAUUGUACACAACACGUCGCCUUUGCCAAUGACUUCUAAUCCUGAUGUAGAAUCUAUAAUUAACAAAGAACCUAGUUUAAUAAAACUCGAAGAAAAUGUUUGUCCUGUUUUCUCUGAUAAUAUAACUGCAUCCGAGUGUUCUUCGCAUGCUUUUAACUGUGAUGACAGGAAUGCUGAAACAGCCGAGUCACCUGGCAAAGUCACAAACAUUUCAAUGCACCGAAGGUCAUCAGACUCUGAAAUCAAUAAUGCACCAAAAGGUAACAGUUUGACAGGAAGUGGAAGUUCAACAGUAAGUUCUCAUCGAACACAUGGACAUACUAUGUUUCACCGAUCAAUUUUAAGUAAAGAUACUUUGGACGCUAUGGAAUAUCCUUUUCUUACAAUGACCAAAUAUCCUCCUGGUUUUAUUGUACAUUUAGGUGGUAUGGUAAAUGCUAAAUCAGUUAAAUUACUUGAACGAAUGUCAAACAUGGAAGAACCAGAAAGUAGAGAUUCGUGGUGGAGUGAAUUAAGGCUUGAAAUGAGAUCACAUGCAAGAGCUUUAUCUUGCAAUGUAAUUUUGGGCUAUUCAGAAAAUACUGCAAUAUGUGAUGAUGUUUGCGUAUUGAGUGCUUCAGGAACAGCUGCCGUUGUAAACCUUAUAUCACCAGUAAAUUCCGGUGGAUAUUUUUCUGGAAUUUAUUCUAAUACACCUCUUGCAGAUAUACCAGAACCUUCUACUGCAAGUACAUUUUCAUGUAAUAGUAGAAGUCAUAAACACUCCAUAAGUAGUAGUCAUGAAAAAUUAGAUUCAUCUCCAUGUUCUAUUUGUCAUAUACCAUAUAAUGAUCACAGUGUACCAUUUUCUAUGAACAUGAAGUAUUGUUCUACUUGCAAACGGUACAAAGUACCACAUAUACUUUUAUCUUCAUUGGAACCUAUGGAAAAACUAACUAUUAGAGGUACUGGAACACUAUUACAAACUUUUGUUUGUCGCAAUAAACGAGAGCUCAAGGGAGAAAUGAAUGCUAAAGAAAUAUCUGAUGGUUUGCCAUUUCUCGAGUAUGAACUACAUAGUCAAUUAUUGAAUAAAUUAAGGGUGAAAGGAAUGAAUGCUAUUUUUGGACUGAAAAUUCAAGUUUGUCUUGGUGAAAGAGUUGUUUCUUUACAUGCUACUGGGACAGCUAUGUACAUUACUUGCUUGCCUGAACCACCAUUACCAUUAGUAAAAGCUGGCAAAUCUUGGGCUCAUCCAGAUCAACAACAAGUUUUACGUGCCCAAAAGUUACUGAAUGAUGCUGUGGUUAAUAAUAGACAACACUAUCAUCUUGUUCAAAAAGAAGUCGAAUCUGAAAAUAUAUCUUACAGUAGUUCAGGAAAACCUUUACCUGAUAUUAAUUUGAGCUAUGGGAAUAGAGACACUUGUAUUCUAGAAAUGGACGACGCAGAAGAUUUAGAUGUAGUUACUCAAUUGUUAGAGCCAACUCCUCCAGGAUCAUUUUUGCUAUCUAAUACUGAUGUUCUUCCGGGAGCUGGUUCAGAAGUUUUUCCUAUGGAACCCGUGUGUAAUCUUCAAAUGUUUACUCAAGUUUGGAGAUCUAAAGCGCAUUACACUAAUGGAAAUUUUGAUAAACAACUUCAGCGUAUGCUACAAGGAUUGUUUUUUAAGUUAAGAAGGAUGACACCAUGUGGAUUGGGAAAAUUAUCAUUCAAAAUUGAUAUUCCAGAGCCUGAUGAACUCCAAAUAUCAAUAGUUGGUAUGGCUUUGGGCUUAGGCGAAUCUGAUAAAACAACUGCAAAACAAAUUUUGAGAAGAAGACAAUUACCCUUAAAAGAUUUUGAGCAGAAAACAGAAGAACUUAUUUUUAAGUUAGAAGAUGUUUCAUUAAGUCAUGGAGAAAGAAAAGUUAGAAAAUUUGAACGAGCACCUAGGCCAAAUAGACUAUCUACACAUGCUGCUCCAAAAGAUAGAUAUGGUGUGGACAUAACACCAAUGACUUAUAUACCUGGUGCCAAAAUUGAACGAUAUUUAGGAAAUUUAAAUUUUUUUUUCAUUCGUGAAAGCACGUGUAUUAGAGAAAGCGGUGGUCUAAGUGGUUUUGUUCAUUGUUUUGUUGCCGAGGUUAUGGCUAUAGUGCGUGCACAUGUAACAGCACUUGGUGGAAAUGCAAUGGUAGCUUAUUUUAUGAAUGAAUGUAUUUUACUUAACAAUCCUCAUAAAAAUCAAGGACAAUGUCUUCUAAAUGUUGGAGAACAUUAUAAGGCAUUGAAAUUAAUUGAUUUUCAAUCAUUUGUCUGA